AUGGAUAAUUCGUCUCUUUCGCAUUUGUUGUUUGAUCUUGUCCCUCGUACACUGCACGCAUUACGCGCUCUGCAUGACAAGACUAAACAACGGCUGCGACAGAGACUCUCAUGGUUACCGUGCGUUUCGACAACUUACUUGGGAAAUGAAAAGAAACCGAAAGUUCCGGCAGCUUUCUGUCACGCCCGCCAGAAACGAGAUCUUGUAAUAGAUCCAGAAUGGGCCCGCUCGGCCAGAGAACUUAAGUCGACAGGUUCCCUCACUGGCAAACCAAAUGAACAUUUCGAAGCAAAACCGAAGACUAAGCCGAAGACUAAGCCGGAGCCCGAGUGGAAGACGGCUUCUUUACGAAAAAAGGAGGCCGAUAAACCCACCAAGACGCAGUCGGAGUAUUGGGAGGAGGCGCGGCCGGACUGGGCGAAAGGAAAGAACCCUGUCGAUAAACCCAAGAUCCCUGAAAAACCCAAACUCAAAGCGAAAGAUUACUGGAAAGAAGCAAGACCCGAAUGGAGCAAAGGAAAAAGCUCCGUCGCCAAACCUACUGCAGGAGAUAUUAAAAAGAUAGAGGAGAAGAAGAAGUACGAGUAUCCAAAACCUGACUGGGCAACUCGAGGGAGGAACAAAGAUAAGAUGCAGGCGUCAGACGAACAAGAUGGCAACAAAGGUCUUCUUAAAGCCGAGUUGGAAAACAUAUUUGGAAAACCCAAACCGAAAGAGGCGGGUAGUCAUCGAGUAGUGAAAAGACGCCAUUCCUCCGAGGGCAUCGAGGAAAGUUAUCGAGCAAGCAUACGAAAAUUUGCAGACCAUCGUCGCAGUCUGAUAGUGAAAACAAAACAUCGACCAACGUCCAAUCCUGUUAAGCAGCUGUUGUCACGCGAGGAUGUAAGAAGUGAGCUGUAAGGUGUGGAUUGGAGUCUAAGAAUGUCAGCAUCUACGUUCCGUUUGCCUAAAUUAGCGUGCAGACACGCGGUGAGAAUUCAUUCUCAUCAAGUACCAAGUGGCUUAAAAGGGUGAAUGAAUCGGUCGGCUUCAUCUGGUAAAUUGCUCUUUUCCUUCCUCUUUCAAGGUUACAUUUCAGGAAGUAUAAGUAUAGUUUACGUUUUAAAAAUAUUUUGGCAUCAAAAAGGGAAGUCUAGAGCAAGUGACCUGGAUUUUAUAAAUCUCGUAAAUUGCCAACAUUGUUCAUAAAUUUAAUAACGA
This is a messenger RNA of Pocillopora verrucosa, 1200 nucleotides long. Lineage: Eukaryota; Metazoa; Cnidaria; Anthozoa; Scleractinia; Pocilloporidae. The record is from RefSeq and is a predicted model, not a curated record.